Molecule: messenger RNA, 1047 nt
Organism: Dracunculus medinensis (Guinea worm)
Lineage: Eukaryota; Metazoa; Nematoda; Chromadorea; Rhabditida; Dracunculidae
Source: the annotation of a GenBank genome assembly
AUGAAUGUGAAACGAUUGCGAUCUGUAUUAAACGAACAAGUGGAAAUUCAUGGAAGGGGUAAUUUUCCAACACUUAGCGUACGUUUACAUGAUUUAAUUGUACGUGUUCGGGAUUGUCUGCGUGCAGCUGACAUCGCACCGAAGCAUGUUAAAAUGAAUGGUGGCGCGGCAUCAUUCGUCGUUGCUAGCGAAGAAUUCGCUUAUUCUGAUCUCGAUUUAAUAUUUCCAAUGAGCUUCGAUAGUGAAGAGAGCUUUGAAAAAGUUCGUGAAGCAGUUUUUCAAGCACUUGUGCAAUUGAUGCCCGAAUCGACGAAUAAGGAAAGGAUUUCGGCUGAAACACUAAAAGAUAUUUAUAUCCGAAAAAUGGUAAAAGUAACUGAAGACGAUCGUUGGUCACUCUUCUCAUUGCACAAUGAUUUUGGUCGAUGUAUAGAAUUGAAAUUUGUGGAUAGGAUGCGCCGACAAUUCGAAUUCAGUGUUGAUAGUUUCCAAAUAACUCUUGAUGUACUCUUAGAUAGGCCUGACCAUCCAAAGCCAAUUAUUGCCGUUGAAAGCAUGUUUGGUGAUAUAAACAAGGCUUUACAACAUUUGAAUGAGAAAUUAAUUGAUACGAGAAGACCUGAAGAGAUACGAGGUGGCGGUCUUCUUAAAUAUUGUCACCUUCUUACACGCGGUUAUAAAGCAGCUAGACCAAAUAAAUGCCGACAACUUGAGCGAUAUAUGUGCUCACGUUUUUUCAUUGAUUUUCCUGAUGUUAACAGUCAAGAAAUCAAACUUGUGGCAUAUUUAGAUAAUCAUUUUGGCAACGCUGAUCAGGCGAAAUACGACUAUUUACUCUUGUUAUAUCGUGUUAUUAGCGAAAGUACAGUCUGUUUAAUGUCGCAUGAACGACGUCAAACGCUUGCAAUGGUGGAUCGGCUGGCAUAUCAACUCUCGGUUAAUAUCUAUUAUAAUCAAAGCUGUAUGGGGGGAUAUUGUGGACAUACUCCUCGUCAAACGCUUUUGUAUCUUCCACCGAAUUCCUCUUAUUGGAUACCUGUUGUAUAA